CAUAAAAAUUCAUUAAGCUUCGUGUUCUCCAAGCAAAUCAUCAACAUCAUGUCUUUAUCUUCAAGAGCCAUUCUAGUCGUUCUGUGCUUUCUGUUCUUGUCGGCUCCACUCUUUACGUCGGCAACAACAACAACAACAGAUCAAACACUUCAGCCUCGAUGUGAAUCUCACAUCUUCAACAACGGAAAACAUUACCGUUCAUGCAAGGAUCUUCCCGUGUUAGACUCGUUCCUACACUUCAGUUAUGCUCGAGAAACCGGAGUUCUCGAUGUUGCUUACCGCCAUGCCAAUCUUGAGGCUUCUAGUUGGAUCGCUUGGGCCAUAAACCCAACCAAAAAAGGCAUGUUAGGCGCUCAAGCUCUCGUGGCUUUUCGUAACACAACAUGUGGCGUCAUGCGUGCUUAUACUUCAAACAUUAAUAGCUACGCUACUAUGCUUCAAGAGUCUCCUCUUAGCUUUCGUGUAACGCAAGUAUCCGCCGAGUAUCUUGAUGGAGAGAUGACGAUAUUCGCAACUAUGGUGCUGCCUCCUAACACAACCGUAGUGAAUCACUUAUGGCAAGACGGUCCGUUGAAGGAAGGAGAUAGACUUGGGAUGCACGCUAUGAGUGGAGAUCAUCUCAAAUCCAUGUCUACUUUGGAUUUGCUUUCCGGGCAAGUCACUGAGACCAAAUCAUCAGUUAAUGGAAACAUGUUGUUGGUCAAGCGAAUCCAUGGAUUAGUAAACACAGUGAGUUGGGGGAUUCUCAUGCCUAUUGGAGUUAUGGCAGCACGUUACAUGAAGACCUACGAGACAUUAGAUCCCACAUGGUUCUACGUACACGUCGUUUGUCAGCUCACCGGAUACUUAGCCGGUCUUCUCGGAGGUCUUGGAACAGCGAUCUACAUGGCACGGCAUACCGGGAUGAGAAGUACGGCGCAUACCGUGAUAGGGAUUUUAAUAUUCUGUUUAGGGUUCUUGCAGAUACUUGCGCUCAAAGCAAGACCGGGUAAAGACCACAGAUACAGAACAUAUUGGAACUGGUAUCAUCACACGAUGGGAUACGUGGUGGUUGUGCUGAGCGUGUACAACAUAUACAAAGGGUUUGUUAUAUUGCAACCUGGAAGUGGAUGGAAGAUCGCUUACACUGCUAUCAUCUGUGCUAUUGGAGCGUUUGCAAUUGUGAUGGAGAUCUUGCAGUUCAAGAAGAGAUGGGGUAGCUUGUUUGUGAAGAAAUCGGAAGACAUACAAGAAGCUAAUCAAAGUGCUUCUAAGAAGGAGAUUUUGAAGUUUAUGAACAGAUGGGGUGACAAGACACCGGAAGACCUAGAAGCUAAUCAAAGUGCUUCCACUGAAGUGGUCUAGUUUUAUUUUUUUUCCAUGUUGCUGUCUUAGACAACUCGUGUUUGACCAUUCUUUAUAUUCUUGUACGUGUAUACGAUUCAGUUCUGAUCAAUAAAAGUUGUUUAAAGUUGAAUAUUCAAAUAAGAAUUUUCAGGAAUUUAAAUAGACCAAUAAAUUGUUUCCAAGGAGAAAAUUUUCAAUACUGACCAUAACUGAUUGCGCCAGUAACAUUUGAGUGAGGAACGAUUGUGUUGUGAAUAGAUUUGUAUGACUGAUAGAUCAUGAGGCUGCUGAGUAACGGUAACAAACCUUUAAAACCUAAACCCAUAAAAGAAGCUUUAACAUUUUUUUUUACCAGCUUAAAAGAUGUAAACACACUACAAACACAAUCAAAAUCA
This is a messenger RNA of Brassica rapa (field mustard), 1721 nucleotides long. Its product is annotated as cytochrome b561 and DOMON domain-containing protein At5g48750. Lineage: Eukaryota; Viridiplantae; Streptophyta; Magnoliopsida; Brassicales; Brassicaceae. The record is from RefSeq and is a predicted model, not a curated record.